CGCGAGGGAGGGAAGCUAGAGCCGAGGGACAACUUUUCCAGCCCGCGUUCCUGGUAGCAGAGAGCUGAAGUAAUGAGAAGGCAUCAUGGAGGCCCAGUCCCACAGCUCCACGACCACUGAGAAGAAGAAAGUGGAGAAUUCCAUAGUGAAAUGUUCCGCGCGAACAGAUGUCAGCGAGAAAGCUGUGGCCUCCAGCACCACUUCCAAUGAGGAUGAAAGUCCUGGACAGACCUAUCACAGAGAGAGAAGAAACGCAGUCACCAUGCAGCCACAGAGUGUCCAGGGGCUCGGCAAGAUCAGCGAGGAGCCUUCGACAUCCAGCGAGGAGAGGGCCUCGCUGAUCAAGAAGGAGAUCCAUGGGUCCCUGCCGCACCUGGCCGAGCCCUCCGUGCCCUACCGCGGGGCCGUGUUUGCCAUGGACCCCCGCAAUGGUUACAUGGAGCCUCACUACCACCCUUCUCAUCUCUUCCCUGCAUUCCACCCUCCUGUACCAAUCGAUGCGAGACAUCACGAGGGGCGUUACCAUUACGACCCAUCUCCAAUUCCUCCACUGCACGUGCCUUCUGCUUUAUCUAGUAGCCCAACGUAUUCAGACCUGCCCUUCAUCAGGAUCUCCCCGCACCGGAACCCCGCUGCAGCCUCUGAGCCCCCCUUCAGCCCUCCGCACCCCUACAUCAACCCCUACAUGGACUACAUCCGCUCUCUUCACAGCCCGUCCCUCUCCGUGAUCUCGGCAGCUCGGGGGCUCAGCCCCACAGACGCCCCCCAUGCCGGGGUCAGCCCCGCGGAGUACUACCACCAGAUGGCUCUGCUAGCUGGCCAGCGCAGCCCCUAUGCGGACAUCAUUCCCUCGGCCGCCACUGCCGGCGCCGGGGCCAUCCACAUGGAGUAUCUUCACGCCAUGGACAGCACCAGAUUCCCCAGCCCCAGGCUGUCAGCCAGGCCGAGCCGAAAACGUACACUGUCCAUAUCACCGCUGUCCGAUCACAGCUUUGACCUUCAGACGAUGAUAAGGACGUCUCCCAACUCCUUGGUCACGAUUCUCAAUAAUUCCCGCAGCAGCUCUUCGGCAAGUGGGUCCUACGGUCACUUGUCCGCGAGCGCAAUCAGCCCUGCCUUGAGCUUCACCUACCCUUCUGCACCCGUGUCUCUCCAUAUGCAUCAACAAAUCUUAAGCCGACAGCAGAGCUUAGGCUCGGCCUUCGGACACAGCCCACCACUCAUCCACCCUGCUCCAACGUUUCCAACACAGAGGCCUAUUCCUGGCAUCCCUACGGUUCUGAACCCCGUCCAGGUCAGCUCGGGCCCUUCGGAGUCCUCACAGAACAAGCCGACGAGUGAGUCCGCGGUGAGUAGCACGGGUGACCUGAUGCACAACAAGAGGUCCAAGAUCAAGCCCGACGAAGACCUCCCCAGCCCGGGGCCGCGGGGCCAGCAGGAACAGCCGGAAGGAACAACCCUGGUGAAGGAGGAAGGGGACAAAGACGAAAGCAAGCAGGAGCCUGAAGUCAUCUAUGAGACCAAUUGCCACUGGGAAGGCUGCACGCGGGAGUUCGACACCCAGGAGCAGCUGGUGCACCAUAUAAAUAACGACCACAUUCACGGCGAGAAGAAGGAAUUCGUCUGCCGGUGGUUGGAUUGCUCGAGAGAGCAGAAGCCCUUCAAAGCCCAGUACAUGCUGGUGGUGCACAUGAGGCGGCACACGGGGGAGAAACCUCACAAAUGCACUUUUGAAGGUUGCACAAAGGCCUACUCGAGACUAGAAAACUUGAAAACGCACUUGAGAUCUCACACUGGAGAGAAACCCUACGUCUGUGAGCACGAAGGUUGCAACAAGGCUUUCUCAAAUGCCUCCGAUCGCGCCAAGCACCAAAACCGGACGCAUUCCAAUGAGAAACCGUACGUGUGUAAAAUCCCAGGCUGCACGAAGCGCUACACAGACCCGAGUUCCCUCCGGAAACACGUGAAGACAGUGCAUGGCCCAGAGGCUCAUGUCACCAAAAAGCAGCGUGGGGACAUACAUCCUCGGCCCCCCCCACCACGCGAUUCCGGCAGCCAUUCACAGUCCCGGUCGCCCGGCCGGCAGACUCAGGGAGCCCUUGGGGAGCAGAAGGACCUCAGCAACACUACCUCAAAGCGGGAAGAAUGCCUCCAAGUGAAAGCAGUCAAGGCAGAGAAGCCCAUGACAUCUCAGCCAAGCCCUGGUGGUCAGUCUUCAUGCAGCAGCCAACAGUCCCCCAUCAGCAACUAUUCCAACAGUGGGCUCGAGCUUCCUCUGACCGACGGAGGUGGUGUGGGAGACCUCGGGGCCAUUGACGAAACCCCAAUCAUGGACUCGACCAUUUCCACUGCCACUACCGCCCUCGCCUUGCAAGCCAGGAGGAACCCGGCAGGGACCAGAUGGAUGGAGCACGUAAAACUAGAAAGGCUCAAACAAGUGAAUGGAAUGCUUCCACGACUGAACCCCAUUCUACCCCCCAAAGCCCCUGCAGUCUCUCCUCUCAUAGGAAACGGCACGCAGCCCGGCACCAGCUGCAGCUUGGGCGGGCCCAUGACUCUUCUCCCGAACAGAAGCGACCUUUCUGGUGUGGACAUCACCGUGCUGAACACGCUGAGCCGGAGAGACAGCAGCACCAGCACCAUCAGCUCGGCCUAUCUGAGCAGCCGCCGCUCCUCGGGCAUCUCCCCCUGCUUCUCCAGCCGGAGAUCCAGCGAGGCGUCCCAGGCCGAGGGCCGGCCCCAGAACGUGAGCGUGGCCGACUCCUACGACCCCAUCUCCACCGACGCCUCGCGCAGGUCCAGCGAGGCCAGCCAGGGGGACGGCCUGCCCAGCCUGCUCAGCCUCACGCCGGCACAGCAGUACCGCCUGAAAGCCAAGUAUGCAGCGGCCACGGGCGGGCCGCCCCCCACCCCGCUGCCCAACAUGGAGAGGAUGAGCCUGAAGACCAGGAUGGCCCUGCUCGGGGACGCCAGGGAGCCGGCGGGGGCCCUGCCUCCCGUGCACCCCCCACGGAGGUGUAGCGACGGGGGCGCCCACAGUUACGGCCGCCGGCCACUGCUUCCCACCGACGCGCUGGGCAACGGCGUGAGGAGGGCCAGCGACCCGGUGAGGACGGUGUCCGAGAGCCUCUCCCUGCCCCGGGUGCAGCGUUUCACCAGCCUGCACAGCUUCAACCCCCCGGCGUUGCCUCCGUCCCUGGAGAAGCGGAACUUAGUGCUGCAGAACUACACUCGGCCAGAGGGCGGCCAGCCCCGCCACUUCCCGCCGUCUCCCUGUCCUCCGAGCAUCGCCGAGAAUGUCACCCUGGAGUCCUUGACCAUGGACGCCGAUGUGAGCCUGAACGAUGAGGAUUUCUUGCCCGAUGAUGUGGUGCAGUAUUUAAAUUCCCAGAACCAAGCAGGGUAUGAGCAGCCCUUCCAAAGCGCCGUCUCUGACGACGGCAAAGUGCCCCACGGGCCCGGCCUGGGGAAUGGGCAUGGAGACUUCGACCCCCCCGGGCUGCCAGACAGCCACGCCGGCCAUGCCGGCCAGCCGUACCGGCCGCUGGAGCAGCCUUGCCCCGAAGCCAGCAAACCCGACCUGCCCAUUCAGUGGAAUGAGGUCAGCUCCGGCAGCGCCGACCUGUGCUCCUCCAAGCUGAAGUGCGGCCAGCGGUCCACGGCGCAGCAGGCUCGCGCCUUCGGCUUAUACGGCAACGUGGGCGUCCACCCACAGAACCCCUUGAGGAAUGGGGCCGGCCCAGCUGGGGGGUACCCGACCCUCGCAGAGCACGGCAGCUCCUACGGCGGCCCGGAGCACUUGGCGAGCCACAGCAGCGGACCAGGCACCAAUGGAAACGCCUUCCAUGAACAGCCCUACAAGGCCCAGCCAUAUGGGAACUGCCUCAGCAGGCAGCCCGGGGCCCCCGGCUUGCUCGACGGGGCCUGCGGUGCUGGGGUUCAAGCGGCAAAGCUGAAAAGCACCGCGGUGCAGGGCAACGGGGGCCAGCCAGAUUUUGGCCUGUCGGUGGUGCCCGACGAGUCAGCGGGCAGCGCUGUGAAUGGCAUGGCGCCCCCAGACCUGGUAGGCCAGGGCUACCUGGCCCCUCAGCUACUCAACGACGGCAUGCACCACCAAGGGGCAGGCCGCGCCGGUCAGCAGAUGCUAGGGCAGGUUAGCGCUACCUCACAUGUCAACAUCUAUCAAGGGCCGGAGAGUGGCCUGCCGGGGCCUGCCUGCCUCGGCAGCCAGCCGUCCAGCUUGGCAGCUGCCAGGGGCUACCAGCCCUGUGCCGGCUAUGGGGGCGGCAGGCGCCAGGCCGUGCUGAGGGGCGGCCUCGCUCUGCAGCAGGGACAGCUCAGUGACACCAGUCAGACCUGCAGGGUGAACGGCGUCAAGCUGGAGACACAAGGGCAGCCCCAUCCGCUCUGUUCUAACCCACAGAGUUACUCUGGUCAGUUCUAUGACCAAACCGUUGGCUUCAGUCAGCAGGACGUGAAAACGGGUUCGUUCUCCGUUUCGGAAGCCAACUGCCUGCUCCAGGGGCCCGGCGCCGAACACUCUGAAUUACUCUCCCCAGGUGCUAACCAGGUGACGAGCACAGUUGACAGCCUCGACAGCCACGACCUGGAAGGGGUGCAGAUUGAUUUUGAUGCAAUCAUAGACGACGGGGACCACGCCAGCCUGAUGUCAGGAGCCCUGAGCCCCAGCAUCAUUCAGAACCUUUCCCACAGCUCCUCCCGCCUCACGACGCCACGCGCGUCCCUCCCGCUGCCCGCGCUGUCAGUGAGCACCACCAACAUGGCCAUUGGGGACAUGAGCUCGCUGCUGACCUCCCUCGCGGAAGAAAGCAAAUUCCUUGCAGUGAUGCAGUAGGCAUUAGGGGAAAGGCUGCCAACCAACAUGAAAUUUUAGGAGUUUAAAAGAUUAAAUGGACUGGGUUUUUUGAUGUUUUUUUGGGGUUUUUUGUUUUGUUUUGUUUUGUUUUGUUUUGUUUUUUAGUCCUCUAUGUAUUUUAGCAAUCUCAUCUCACCUAACUGGGAUGUUUCAAGUAUAUUCCUUUUAUGGAAAAGGACUCUGAACAACCCUAAAGUAUUCUAGGGAGAAACUGUCUUCCAUUUCAGUUUUGAAUCAGUAUUGUUACACUCGAACCAUCCUCUCCGUUUUCCUUUUUUUUUUUUAACUGUAAGCCCGCCCCCCUUUUUAGUAAACCAGUGUAAAUGUGUGAUGUGCGUGUUCUUCUUUUCGAAGAGAGAUCAGACGAGAGGAUUUGACGUGUUUCUCUGUUACUCAAAGGAAAUAGGAGUUGGUGUGCUUUUGACCAAGGGGUGACACUUCCAGCUUUUUAAAUUUUCCUUUACAUGUGCUCUGUGUUUCUGUUUUUUGUUUUCUUGGGUGUUUUUUUGGUUGUUGUUUUUUUUCUUUUUCUUUUUUCUUUUUUCUUUUUUUUUGGUAAUUCCCACAUUGGGCCCAAGAAUCAGAAUAUGGAUCGUGAGGGUAAGAAUCCUUUGUGGGUGCGCUGUAGCGGACAUAACCAAUAUUUGAUGUGCUCCCCACCCCAGUUCAGGUCAUGGCAUGCUUUCGACGGUUGCACACAAGUGGGAAUUUGGGGCUCUGGCAGAUGAACACGAGUUUGCUCACAGUUGGGGUGCAGAAUUCCUCCUGUCCGUCGGUGCACUCAGGGCAGGUCCGUCUAUGUGCUCACUUCUCAGUUAUCCACGUUGCUUCUCUUCCCUCUGUCUCCACGACCGUUCGGUAUUGCUCCGCACUCCAGGGAGAGAGGGGAAGGGCAGUGGGUUUGCGACUUCCAUCUGUUCUGGUAAGAAGUUAGGUAGAUUGUAGAGUGAAGCUACUGGGUAGAAAUAGUUUGGGGGACAUUUGUGGGUUUGCUGUAUUUGUUGAUUUAUAGUUCCAUCUCUUUACCCGUUAUCAUAGAUAACUGAGAAUUGAUGAUAUAUAGGUCUAAGUAUUUAGGUAUUUAAACAACCCCACAGCAGGCUACUUCAUUAACAUACAUUAAUUCCACCAUAGUGAAGGAGUAUUUCUAUCCUAAGCGCCCUAUUUUAAGGGAUUUAUAAAACUUAGUUGUAAAGGAAAAAGCUCACAUACGAUGACGUUUGGAAUAAAUCACUUUAACCGUUGUUAGUGUUUGAAAGCACUAGGGAGGCUGGUUACUACCAGUGUGGAUGCCUUUUCUUACACCCGAUCUAUUAAAUGAUGCAUCCAUUUAAGAAGUUCAAUGUUCUAUGCAGUUAGUCCUUCAUGUGGACUUAAUCUGAACCUUUGUUUUGGAUUAAAACACUUAAAGACUAAAAAAGUGAGCUACGGGCCAUGUGCGGCCGAUACACAUAAAAGACAUACUAUGUGUGUACCAAGUACAGGGAUUAUCCACAUUUUACAUUUAAAAAUAUGUAAACUAUGAAAAAUAAAAUAUUAACACCUUGGACUACCUGCUUUCUUUUGUCCCAUUGACCCUGGAAGUUGGAUUUAUCCAGAGUGACUCAUGAGUCAAUUGUAUGGCUUUUUCCCCUUUAUUCCUGCCAUUUAAAUUAGCAUUAGACAAAGUCGAGUAAAAUAGAACAUUAGAUGAUAGGAAGAAAAUGUUAGCACCAGCCCAUUUUUCUCACAUUCCUGAUCUCUCAUUUGGACCAAGAAUCUCAGUGUGGAGGUAAAUUUGCCCUUUGGGACUUUGUGGCUAAGAAAGUUGGGUUUGCUUUCAACUGAAUGUUCCUGAAACCAUUGGGAGGGGUGCUGAGACUUCUCCCACUGCCCUCCCACAUCCAGCACCUGCUUUUAAGGACGCAUCUGCUUUGGAACAGAGCCCAAAAAGCAAAAGACAGCUACUGAUCAGAGCUCAGUGGAGUGGAGUCUACCCCUUUGCAACAGAAAAGAACCAGGCUUUCUCUGUGUUCCUCAAAGAGGUCAUGACCUGGUCACAAGAUCGGCGGUCCAUUCCCUGAGUCUCCUUUUUCCACAAACAGCAGAACCUCUACGCCCCGAUCUUAUCUUCCGUGCUCUCACGGUUUGGCCUGAUCCUGUUCUUGGUUUCCAAGCUCGGGACCUGGGCGUUCUGCAGCCUGCUGAGUGAGGACAGCGGUCCCCGGGACCACCCUGCCCUCCUUGUCCAUCAGAGUCCUUCCCCAGUAAAACUCCCAGAUGUGACCUGCGCUUCUCAAUUACCCUAAGUUCCUUCCUCGCCUGCCCUCCAUGGAAGAACUGACGGCAGCCAUGGGAGGACUGUUGUCAUCCUGUGUCUCUGUUUUGCCCUGUGGUUUCAGCUGAUUCUCUGCAUUGCUCCCUUUCUUUGCCUUUUCAUACUUGGUUUCCUUCCUUCUACCCUUAGAUUUGCAGAGAUAGUCCUAGUUCAGUGCAGUCUUUGGCUUCUCUCUAGGGAAAUCUCAGAAAGAUGGGGAAGAGGGGAGAGGGAGGAGGAAAGUGUAUUUUUCCAGGAGUGCCACGAUGUGUCCUGAUGGUCAGUGGAAGGAAGGUCUUUUGGGGCCACUUGGAAGCGUCCCAUCUGUAGACUUGGCUUCUCCUCUGGCAGGAUCCAUCCCCAGCCGCUAGCCUCCAGCCUUCUCUCCACUUCUCCGACCCUGGCGUUGAGGGAGACAGCAGGAACUCAAUAGUGUCACAUCUGACUUCUCAGUACAGGCUCAAAUGUGGUACUCCUCUGGAACACCUGUGUGAGCCGUGUUUUUAUUGGUUAAACCAUUUUGUUUUCUUUCCUAAAGAGCUAAUGAGACUGCCCCUUGUUCCUCAUACGUUGGCUCGUCCUCUUGAGCUGCAGAGUUGUGAUUCUUGCAAUGUAUGUGCCUUAUUUUAUGUUGAUCUUGUCGAUGCGAGGGACCAGUUGGUGUUGCCCGGUCGGAGCCCAAGGCUGUGCGCCCCCUGCCCCCUGCCCCCUGGCCGGCCGAGAGCACACGAUCGGAGCAGAGUCUGAGCGGUCUUGUAACCUGGUUUCCCGUGUUGUUUUGAACUGAUGGAGGGUGUUCUCUUCUGACAAGUCACCGUUCUGUAUCUUGCAAACGUGUAAAAUAAAAGACGAGUUCAUUUUUUUCACCUUUUUUAGAUUUUUAAAAAAUAAAAUGUGUAAUCCUUUUUUAAAAGAAACACAUGUAAAUACAUUUAAGUAUUGUUAGGCAUAGUGUUCGGAUGUGGCCGGCCCUGGGCCUUCUCGGAUCAGCCUGCAGCCGUGCGAUGCCCCCACGCCCAGCUCAUGCCAAGGGCCGCCGUCCUGCCACACGUGGACUCUACUUUCGCUUUCAGAACCACCUAGUCCUUUUGUAACAAAAAGAAAGAACAAUGUUUCUUACAAUGUCAAUAAAAAAAAGCU
Molecule: messenger RNA, 8312 nt
Organism: Ailuropoda melanoleuca (giant panda)
Lineage: Eukaryota; Metazoa; Chordata; Mammalia; Carnivora; Ursidae
Gene: GLI3
Product: GLI family zinc finger 3
Exons: 15
Coding region: 86-4855 (1589 amino acids)
Biological process (GO): regulation of transcription by RNA polymerase II; smoothened signaling pathway
Cellular component (GO): nucleus
Molecular function (GO): RNA polymerase II cis-regulatory region sequence-specific DNA binding; DNA-binding transcription factor activity, RNA polymerase II-specific
Source: RefSeq, a predicted model, not a curated record